Actinia tenebrosa (Australian red waratah sea anemone) is the source of this 2076-nucleotide messenger RNA. RefSeq names its product gamma-aminobutyric acid receptor subunit beta-4. Lineage: Eukaryota; Metazoa; Cnidaria; Anthozoa; Actiniaria; Actiniidae. The record is from RefSeq and is a predicted model, not a curated record. Gene Ontology annotation, biological process: monoatomic ion transmembrane transport. Gene Ontology annotation, molecular function: transmembrane signaling receptor activity; extracellular ligand-gated monoatomic ion channel activity. Gene Ontology annotation, cellular component: membrane.
GUGGUUUUGCAAUCUCAUUUCUGAGGUAAGUUGCAAAUUACUUAAACUGUUUAGAUAACCUAAAACGGACGGUUAUUUUGCAAGAUACUGCCGACCAGCAGUUCAUAAUUUUUUUAUUUCUUCAAGAAAAGAAUCCCAGAAUUUUCAACAAUCGCUCUACAGUAACGACGGACUCUUAAUGGAUUUCUCUGCUGUCGAAAGUUAAAUAUACAAGAGUCUCAACAUUCACUGUAGUACUUCGUGGACAAAACUGAACCUCGAGAGGAAAUGAUUUCUCUUUUCAUCUUGAGCUUGCUUGCUGUUGCCAGCUCAAGUACACAGAGUAAAAAGAACCAUGUGUCUUCUAUCCUGGACCGAAUCUUGAUACACGAGAAGUACGACAAACGACUCAGACCCAACUAUGAAGACGGACCUGUCAUUGUUAAAGUUGGUUUUUGGGUUCUCUCAAUCGAUUCGAUCAAUGUCGUAGACAUGGAUUACUCUUUGGAUAUAUUUUUGCGGCAGUCGUGGAAGGACGAACGCAUGGCACACGAGCUCAAUAAAACAAUGUUUCUAAGUAACACAGUAAUGGACCGAAUCUGGAUGCCUGACUCGUAUUUCGUUAAUGCAAAACAUGGAGCUUUCCACAAAGUCACUAAAGAUAACAUGAUGAUUAUGAUUGAUCCAGUAGGGCUGGUGCAGUAUAAUGCAAGAGUAACUAUUCGCCUAUCUUGUCCCAUGGAUCUACGAGCUUUCCCAAUGGAUACACAAAGCUGCCCUCUGACUAUAGAAAGCUAUGGUUACAGCACUGAACACAUUGUGUUUGAAUGGGAGAUAUCAUCCAAUGAUGGCAUGGGUUUUGUACCUGAUAAUCUGAAAAUGUUACCGCAAUACAAGCUAUCUCGAUUAGAAUUGACCACUUUACACAACAAAUAUGUCGUUGGUAACUGGUCAGGAAUCAAAGCUACCUUUACAUUUGAACGACUCUACAGCUAUUUUAUAAUUCAUGUAUAUGGACCAUGUUCUCUAAUAGUCAUCAUUUCUUGGGUGUCAUUUCUACUUCCACGUGAACAAGCACCGGCGAGAAUUACUCUAGGAGUUACUUCAGUCCUGACAGUGGUCACUGUGCUAAACAUGCUCAAUAAUACGAUGCCAAAGGUCAACUACGUCAAGACAAUUGACAAAUACUUGAUUGGGUGUUUUCUGUUCGUUUUCGCAACACUAUUAGAGUAUUCUUUGGUUUUGUGGUUUUCCAAGCGCUCAAAGAAAUACAAACAGGAAAAAGAAGAGUGGACAAAAAAAUACAAUUUGUAUACAGAUAAAGAAGAACAAGAGAAAAUCAAUUGCAAGCAAAAGAUGAACAAUGGUAAAUUAUGUAGCUCUCAGCUUGUUGUCAUGGAACAAGAACAGAAUGAAGCACUUCUUGGCAGAAGAUUUGAUUCACCAGCCAAAACCAGAACGAGAACAUCUACACUAUUGUUAACAGCACCUUUUCCUUGUAACAAAAUCAAAGAAUUCUUGUACAGUGAGACAUUUGUGUUGGCAAUAGAUGGAUACGCUCUUGUUUUUUUCCCCUUUGGUUUUAUAACUUUUAAUGCAGUUUACUGGAUUUCUUUUCUUUCGUUUUCCGAUAUUUUUGGACUAUGAACAAAAAUUGUUUCGAAAUUUACCAACCAAAAGACGUCAUAUCUCCCUUGCGGUCACUUUUCGUGUUUCAUUUUCUUAUCAACACGAGACUUGUAAUACGUCUGUUGCUAUCUCAUAAGGGGGAUGACUAUUACAAAUUAAAGGCUUUACAAGGAAUGUAAGGAGAUUUACUAAGGACAUUACUGAGAAAUUCAGCAAAUGGGGUGUGUCCAUUUGGAUCCGCCCUUUGAACUUUGAGAAAUCAAGAGAGAAAAAUAUGGCUAUUCCACUUCAAAUCAAAGAUGUUAUCUGAACUGCAAACCACAAGAAUGGUUCAUGAGGACAAAUGAAUACAUAAAUGAAACGAUACAAAGAGGURCCUUUGUAAGGAUAAGAAACGCGAAAUAUGAAUAUUACAUUAAUAUUAAACCUAAUUUUAUYGAAAAAUUGAAAAGAAAUCAUCAAAAAAUG